Coregonus clupeaformis (lake whitefish) is the source of this 4745-nucleotide messenger RNA. RefSeq names its product ubiquitin specific peptidase 8 (gene usp8). Lineage: Eukaryota; Metazoa; Chordata; Actinopteri; Salmoniformes; Salmonidae. Gene Ontology annotation, biological process: protein K48-linked deubiquitination; Ras protein signal transduction; endosome organization. Gene Ontology annotation, molecular function: cysteine-type deubiquitinase activity. The record is from RefSeq and is a predicted model, not a curated record. Bases 289 to 3618 code for a protein of 1109 amino acids. Gene Ontology annotation, cellular component: dendritic spine; postsynaptic density; midbody. The transcript is spliced from 21 exons.
UAAAAUGUAUCUUCUUAAAAUGUGAUUGUAAACCUAACCGUAACCAUAACCACACUGCUAACCCUACGCCUAACACUAAUCUAUAAUCAAGCCCCAAAAGCACAUUUUUGUUUUCAUAAACUUUUACGAUAUAGCCAAUUUUGACUUUGUGGCUGUGGUAACUGGCGGAAAACACUGUCUAGAAAAAGCUGAACAAGACAACAGUGCAACGUUAUGAGAUGUGAGGACUGGAAUAUGUGAACGUUGUACAGUGCUGGUGAUCUUUUGAUAUAUAACCCACCAUUGAAGAUGCCUGCAGUGUCCAGUGGGGUGAAGGGCUUGUACCUCUCUACUAAUCUGGGGGACCUCAACAAGAAAGCUGAAGUCAAGCCUGACAAAAUCAACACCAGGAGCUAUGUCCAGAGUGCCUGUAAGAUUUUCAAGGCUGCGGAGGAGUGUCGUCUGGACGGAGACGAGGAGAAGUCCUACGUUCUCUACAUGAAAUACCUGACAGUCUAUGAUCUCAUCAAGAAGAGGCCCGACUUCAAGCAGCAACAGGAGUUUUUCCUGUCCAUGCUGGGGCCCACCAGCUUUAAAAAAGCCAUAGAAGAAGCCGAGAAGCUCUCUGAAAGCCUUAAGCUCAGGUACGAGGAAGUCGAGGUUCGCAAAAAACUUGAGGAGAAAGAGAGACAAGAGGAGAGGAAAAGGAGGGAGGACAGGACGGAGAAAGGAGGAGGGCGGGCGUCUCCAAAAGGAGGGAAAGAGAACAAGAAGGUGAAGGAGCAGAAGGAGUUGAAAAAUGGACCUUCAAAAGCUGCAGUGCCAGCUGGAGGGAUCACAGCAGAGGGGUUGUUCAAGAUGAUGAAGGACCAGGCCAUUACGGUCAUUGUGAUGGACGCUCGCUGCCUCCAAGACUUCCAGGACUCACAGAUCCAGGUCCCCACACAGACUGUCAUCAGUGUCCCAGAGGAGGCUAUCAACCCUGGCAUCACAGUGAACCAGAUAGAGGCCAAUCUACCUGAUGCAUCCAGAGAGACGUGGAAGAGACGGGGGUUUGUAGAUUACAUCAUCCUGCUGGACUGGUUCAGCUCUGUCACUGACCUCAAACUGGGAACCACCUUACAAAGCCUCAAAGAUGCUCUCUACAAGUGGGACAGUGCCACUAUCCUGCGUAGUGAGCCCAUGGUCCUGGAGGGAGGCUAUGAGAGCUGGCUCCUCUUCUACCCGAUGUACACAUCCAACGCCAAAGUCAGACCGCCCCGAACACACAACUACAACACCCUCCCACAGUUGAACUUCAGCUACCCGUCACUGGAGGAGCCCAAACCUCCAUCCCCCCCUCCCCCCGAGCCGGACCCUGAACCCCAGGUUCCCCCUGCCUCCCUGGGUAGCGUACAGGUGAACGGUGCCCCCCCGGAGGACCUGGCCCACUCCCACCCUGAGACCCCCUCCACAGGGAUGGAGGCUGACGCCACAGACUCACCCCGCACAGGGCCCACUCAGCCUGGAGUGGGCCACAGCAAGAAGGGCCCUGGAUCAGGACCAGGCACAACCAGCCAGCCUGGAGGGACAGCCAAGCACAUCCCACAGAUCGACCGCACCAAGAAGCCAUCAGUCAGGGUUUCAGACGGGUCUAAACCCCCCCUGGAUGCCCUCCCAAGGGACCUGCCCCCCUCCUCCCAGAAUGGCCUGUUUGGACCCCAACCCAACCGCUCGGUCAAACCGGCCUUUGACCCUUCGGUCCCGCUGACGGACGAGGAACGCAGUCAGAUCCACACGGAGACGGCUGCUCUGAUGGAGAAGGCCCGGAGAGAGCAGGAACAACGCAAACAGGAACGCAGCACCGAGGAGGAGUGGAGAGAGAGGGAACGGCGGGAAAACCAGGAGAAAGAAGAGCAGGAGAGGCCUGGGAAGGAAAAUGAGGAGGAGGAGGAGAAGAGGAGGAAGGAGAAGGAGAACGGGGUUGGGGAGGAGCGAGAGAAGAAGGGGGAGAGGGAGGAUACGCCGACAAAGAGUGCUUCUCUGGACUCGCCAGCUCCCAACCAUAUCGUCACUGAGAUUAAGGCCCCCUCCCCCAUGAAGCUUAGUAGUGCUGUAAAGAGGAGGAGCUGUCAGACUGGGAUAUUAAACCACAGAACAGCUGACGACUAUGACAUACCCAAGCGUGAGCUCCUGACCAGAGCCAGGAGUGAGGAGAUGGGUAGACGUGUACCAGGCCUGCCUGUCGGCUGGAUGAAGUUCUUAGACACGGUAACCGGUACCUACCGUUACUACCAUUCCCCAACCAACCGGGUGCACCUCUACCCCCCUGAGGUCAGCGUGCCCCAGACGCCCCCCUCCACCCCACCUACGGCCAAACACAAGCAGCCCCGCCCCGCUGAGCCAGACAAGACCAUGGACCGCGACCAGGAGCAGUCCAAACUGAAACGCUCCUACUCCUCUCCAGACAUCACCCAGGACCUGAGGGAGGAGGGGAUAAAGAAGGUUACCGCCCCUAUAACUGCUGCCCCAACCUUUAACAGGGAGACCAAACCCCCCACUGCUAACGUCUAUGCCAAGGUGGAGAUUGCCCGUCCGUCUGCGGCUAAGAUCCGUAACCUGAACCCUGUGUUCGGCGGUCUGGGCGCGUCGCUCACCGGCCUGCGUAACCUAGGCAACACCUGCUACAUGAACUCCAUCCUGCAGUGUCUCUGCAACACCCCGGCCAUGGUCGACUACUUCAACAAGAACUACUAUCAGGAGGAUAUCAACAGGGCUAAUAUCCUGGGUCAUAGGGGCGAGGUAGCGGAGGAGUUUGGUGUGAUCAUGAAGGCUCUGUGGUCGGGCCUGUAUAAGUUUAUCAGCCCCCGUGACUUUAAGAUCACCAUAGGGAAGAUCAAUGAAUCGUUCUCUGGCUUUGAACAGCAGGACUCCCAGGAGCUACUGCUGUUCCUAAUGGACGGACUGCACGAGGACCUCAACAAGAGAGCUGAUAACCGUAAGCGCUACACGGAGGAGGACAAUGAUGAUCUGGAUGACCAGCGGGCUGCUGACCAGGCCUGGAGCAAACACAAGAUGCUCAACGAGUCUGUCAUCGUAGCGCUGUUCCAGGGACAGUUUAAGAGCACUGUUCAGUGUCUCACCUGCCACAAGAAGUCACGCACCUUCGAGACCUUCAUGUACCUGACCCUGCCGCUGGCCUCGACCAACAAGUGCUCCCUGCAGGACUGUCUGAAGCUGUUUUCUAAAGAGGAGAAGCUGACCGACAACAACAAGGUGUUCUGUCGACACUGUAAAGCUCUCAGAGACUCCAUCAAGAAACUGGAGAUCUGGAAGGUCCCGCCCAUCAUACUGGUGCACCUAAAACGGUUCUCGUUCGAGGGCCGUUGGAAGCAGAAGCUGCAGACGACAGUAGACUUUCCUCUGGAGAAUCUAGACGUCAGUCAGUACGUCAUCGGACCCAGAGCCAGCCUCAAGAGAUACAACCUGUUUGGGGUGUCUAACCAUUAUGGUGGUCUGGAUGGUGGUCACUACACAGCCUACUGUAAGAACGCCGUGAAACAGCGCUGGUACAAGUUUGACGACCACGAAGUCUCCGAAAUCUCCACCUCCACCGUCAAGUCCUCCGCAGCCUACAUCUUCUUCUACUCCUCCCUGUGAGGGAGAGUCGUCCGCAGCCUACAUCUUCUUCUACUCCUCCCUGUGAGGGAGAGUCCUCCGCAGCCUACAUCUUCUUCUACUCCUCCCUGUGAGGGAGAGCUGCAGCGCUGCUCGGAGCUAUGAGGCUACAUACAGGCUAACUAACAUACAGGCUGCUUUGACUCAGCUUCCUCUGCUGGUGGGAGAAAGGAACUGAACUGGCGAGGUGUGGAGGUUUUGGUAAACUGAACUGAACUGGCGAGGUGUGGAGGUUUUGGUAAACUGAACUGAACUGGCGAGGUGUGGAGGUUUUGGUGAACUGAACUGGCGAGGUGUGGAGGUUUUGGUUAACUGAACUGGCGAGGUUUGGCGGUUUCGGUUAACUGAACUGAACUGCCAGGGACCAUACUUGUGAACUUUUGCUUAGACCAUGGUUUAAACCAUUAGUCUAAAAUGACUAGCUGCUAGCUUUUUCGCUCAGGCCAACCUGGCCAAAUUAGCCACGAUGCUGAGGAAGGCCAUCUGAGCAGAUAAUUAUAUCCGGUAGCAAAAUAACGAAUCAACCUAUCAGAGAACUUAAACGGUAGAGCCACCAUCCAAUCACAUUUGUUCAAUAGGUACAUUUGCUUCCAACUGCUUGGUUUAAUUUGUUACCCAUGGUGUAAGUGGAGUUACUCAAUAUAUUUUUGCAUGAUGCUUCCUUGACUAGGCAACUGGCAUCAUGCAAAAUGACGGCUUUUCGCAUAUAUGACCAAAUUACACAUUUUUGCUUAUCCAUUUAACACACAUCCAUGUACUUUCACUGAAAAAUGCAGGAGGAUUAUAUUGUAACUUUGUUAUUCAUACAUUGUAAAAGUCAAAGGCGAUGACUCGCGGUGUUGUCAAAUAGCAGUGAUUUACCCUCUACCGCUAGCCGGAGUGGUGGCGUGAUUUACCCGCUACCGCUAGCCGGAGUGGUGACGUGAUCCACUAGUGUGAUCUACUCCACGGUGUCGGCAUAUGGUGGCUGAGAGUUCGAAUACCAUUCGGGGGCAAGAUUAUUUUUAAGGAGAAAACCCUCCCACUGCUGGUCCUCGAGUGAAAUAGCCAAAUGUGACGAAGUAGACGAUUUAAUAAAAAUGCUAAUAAAUAAAGCCUUAUACAAUGAA